Molecule: messenger RNA, 3438 nt
Organism: Corythoichthys intestinalis (scribbled pipefish)
Lineage: Eukaryota; Metazoa; Chordata; Actinopteri; Syngnathiformes; Syngnathidae
Gene: lsg1
Product: large 60S subunit nuclear export GTPase 1
Exons: 14
Coding region: 242-2134 (630 amino acids)
Biological process (GO): ribosomal subunit export from nucleus
Cellular component (GO): cytosol
Molecular function (GO): GTPase activity; GTP binding
Source: RefSeq, a predicted model, not a curated record
AAUAUAGCUGUGUAUUUAUCUAACACUACCUUUCCCCUCAAAAUACGGGUUUUUACAACUUGUUUAUACUACAUCAAAGUUGAACCUGCUGAUCUCAUCGUGAAUUGGUAUGUUCCACUUCCGGUUUUUCUCACAACAACUCAGGGCACAUGUAACACCGUAGGUGGUGACUUCUCGCGUAUUUACCGAUUACGACCAUAUACAAUCAUUUUGGGGGGACGAAUUUACUCUAAGAAGUGUUAUGGGGAAGAAGAAGGCUGGAGGAGGAGCAGGACUUGGCAGAGCUCUGAUAAAGGAGAGACUUCAGACAGGACGAGGCAACAAGAAGGGGGACACAUGGCUGCACACGAGUGAGCUGAAUGAUGGUUAUGACUGGGGAAGGUUGAAUUUGCAGUCAGUGACUGAACAAAGUUCCAUGGAUGACUUUUUGGCAACUGCGGAAUUAGCAGGAACAGAGUUUGUAGCUGAAAAACUUAACAUCAAGUUCGUACCAGCAGAAGCUAGAGCGGGUUUAUUGACACCUGAGGAGAAAAAGAGGCUGAAGAACCUUCAAGAAGACAACAAGCAUUUUCUCAGAAUCCCUCGACGUCCUAAAUGGGAUGAAAGCACCAGUCCUGAAGCUCUGCAGCUUGCAGAAAAGGACAGCUUCUUGGAGUGGAGGAGAAAGCUUGCGCAGUUGGAAGAGGAACAAAAAUUGUGCCUCACUCCGUUUGAGAAGAAUUUAGAGUUCUGGAGGCAGCUGUGGAGAGUCAUUGAGAGAAGUGAUGUUGUUGUUCAGAUUGUGGAUGCCAGAAAUCCAGCAUUGUUCAGAUGUCCUGACCUGGAGUUGUAUGUAAAAGAAGUGUCCGAGAAUAAGGUGAACAUGCUGCUGGUGAAUAAGGCAGAUCUGUUGACGAAGCAACAGAGGCAAGCCUGGGCCUCUCACUUUGAAAAAGAAGGCCUAAGGGCAGUUUUUUGGUCUGCCCUGGCUGAAAGUGACAGGUUGGAGGCAGAAGAAAAGGGCAUUGAGCUGGCAGGAUCUGAAGAGAGUGACCAAGAAGAUGGAACACAGCCAGAUAAUGAAGAUUUGAGCUUGAAUAGGGUUGAUGGCAUGGAUAAGAAGGCAGAUAACAGGGAUAAGAUAACAGUCAAGGAGGAGGAGGAGGAGGAGGAAGAGGAGUGGUUAACAGCCUCUGAAGAUGAGUGGCAGGAAGAGGAGGAUGAUGUUGGCAAAUCCAAUGAGGUCCCCUUCCGUAAUUCCACUCGCCUGCUGCAUAAGGACGAGUUGUUGGAGAUGUUCAAGAUGGUUCACAAUGGGCCCAGAUGUAAAGACGGACAGCUGACAGUCGGACUGGUUGGUUAUCCUAAUGUGGGGAAGAGUUCAACUAUAAACACCAUUUUAAGAAACAAAAAAGUGUCAGUUUCUGCAACUCCUGGACACACAAAGCACUUUCAGACUUUGUUUGUGGAGCAAGGUCUGUGCCUCUGUGACUGUCCUGGUCUAGUUAUGCCGUCCUUUGUCUCCACCAAAGCUGAUAUGAUCUGCAGUGGGAUCCUACCCAUUGACCAAAUGAGAGACCAUGUACCGGCAGUCUCUCUCGUCUGCCAAACAAUCCCCCGGCAUGUAUUGGAGGGCACAUAUGGCAUCAACAUCAUCAGGCCACGAGAGGAUGAAGACCCUGACAGACACCCCACCUCAGAGGAGCUGCUUACAGCUUAUGGAUACAUGAGAGGCUUUAUGACAUCACAUGGCCAGCCUGAUCAGCCCAGAUCUGCUCGCUACAUCCUGAAGGAUUAUGUUAAUGGAAAACUUCUGUACUGUCAUCCUCCUCCUCACAUACAAGCUGAGGACUUUCAACCACAGCACCGCACAUUCCAAAGAAACGAGUUGGAAAACUGUGACCUCACUUCAGCAAGUAACAAAGGAAAAGUCAAGAGGAUCGAAAAUACAGUGGAUAAAAACUUCUUUCAUGCGGAGAAUGUGCGAGCACUUUCCAAAGGAGUCCAAGGUGUCAUGGGCUACAAACCAGGCAGUGGAAUCGUGGCUCCUGGAAAAGCUGCAACAGAGACGGUGGUGGGAAAACCCUGGAAGAAACACGGCAAUAGAAACAAGAAGGAGAAAGUGCGUCGGCUUAACAAGCAUCUCGAUGCCUGAUAUUUAAAUUUAAUCUCAAAGAGAGUUUGAACUGAAUGAAGGGAAAAAAAACCUAUAAUAAGUUUGUGUUCAGGUCUUUGAAAGCCUGAAAAUCCUGAAGCUGAUGUUAACUGAUGGCACGAAUCUUUAUAAUGGACUGGUAUGGUUUGUAGGUCAAUAUAUGGAAAACAUUCCAUCCACUGGAAAAUAGGUUUUAUAUCAGAGCACACGGAUCAUGACUAAUUAUAAAGUUUGGAAUUUGUACUUUUACAACAAUUAACAGGAACAGGAAUUCAACCUGUGCAUCAACGUAUGUAGACUAAAUAUCUUUACAGCAAAAAAUUAUGUGUCAUUGUACUGGACAAAAUUUUGAGACUGUCAUAAAUGUUUUGGGUUCAUAUAAUUGAGUUGUAGAUUUUCAUGACUCACAUUGUAACAAAGUGACGUAUGUUAAGUGUUGUAUGCCACACUUACAGGAGUAAUGAAAUACGGUAAAGGGAAAAGCAACUUUUCUAAAAUAGGUAGGACUGGUAAAUAGUAAAACUUUUACAGGGCAGGACAAAGCACCCAGAGUAAUUUGAAGUCUAAAAUGUUUUUUAUUUUACACAAAAUGUCUUUAAGAACUACCAAAGAUGAUCAUAUCCAAUGUUUAGUCUUUGUGUUUAGAUGUAUUCGUAUCAUAAAUAUAGAUGACUUUUUUUUUUUUUUUUUUAAUGAAACAUUUCAGACGUUUAAUUUUAGCCCAUUGACCACAAACAUAUUCGUGGUUCAAAAUGUUAACCCGUAGACUUGGUUAACUUUAUCUCUUUCCUGUCUAAAACAGAAAGGGAGGCUAAACUACCUACAGGGGAAACUUUAUAUUCCUAUCCAGUCCCUUACCAGGCCAAUUACUGGAGGCACAAAGCCUGGGAUUCUUGUGGGCUUUUGUAUAAACUGAAAUGAAUAAUUUAUUAAAGAUUAUUAGAUGCACCAUUAAUCCUAACUUUAAAACAUUCUCAAAACUAAAAACGUUUUCAUAGUUUAUAUAUAUAUGUGUGUGUGUUAGGGCUGUCAAAAUUAUCGCGUUAACGGGCGUUAAUUUUUUAAAUUAAUCACGUUAAAAUAUUUGACUCAAAUAAAGCAGAUGCCCAGCUCAGACACAUUUAAAUGACGGUACAGUGAGACGCUCACUUGUUAAUUGUUUACGGAGUUUUGCCGCCCUCUGCUGGCGCUUGGGUGCGACUGAUUUUAUAGGCUUCAGCACCCAUGAGCAUUGUGUAAGUAAUUAUUGACAUCAACAAUGGCGGGCUACGAGUUUAUUUUUUGAUUGAAAAUUUUACAAAUUU